Molecule: messenger RNA, 512 nt
Organism: Westerdykella ornata
Lineage: Eukaryota; Fungi; Ascomycota; Dothideomycetes; Pleosporales; Sporormiaceae
Exons: 3
Coding region: 23-307 (94 amino acids)
Biological process (GO): mitochondrial respiratory chain complex I assembly; electron transport chain
Cellular component (GO): mitochondrion
Source: RefSeq, a predicted model, not a curated record
ACUCUCUUCCACACAGCUCAUUAUGCGGCCAACAAGAAUUCGUCUGGCAGGGCGCCCCUCCAUCACGGGCUUUGACCCCAAGAAGCUGGCUGCAGCAUCGAAGAAUGCGAAAGGAGACCCCUGGGCACGAUACGAAGCGUGGCGAUAUACAGGCCCUUUCACGAGGUGGAACCGCUUCAAGGGCUCCUUCCCCGGCCUAGGCAUUGCGACUGUGGCUUUCGGCGUGUACCUAGUCGCGGAACAACUUUUCUUCAAAGAUGAUCACCAUGGACACGACGUACAGGGCGGGCAUACGCAUAUAUCGUAAAAGGGAGAGGGUCGAUAUCUGAAAGACACUGUGCUGAAAUGCUGUAUACAUAUAGUUCAUCCAUUCGAUGGUGAGGGAAAUAAGCAUGCAUAACUUUACUACACGUCAGUGCCAGUAGUACGGUCUUCUCGACGCAUCAGAACAUGGGCUUGGAAACAACAAUGCACAAGAAGCUUCAUCUCUAUUGGAGCAUUACCAGCGAGCU